This is a messenger RNA of Fomitiporia mediterranea MF3/22, 918 nucleotides long. RefSeq names its product NAD-binding protein. The record is from RefSeq and is a predicted model, not a curated record. The transcript is spliced from 4 exons. The coding region runs from base 1 to 918 and encodes 305 amino acids. Gene Ontology annotation, molecular function: oxidoreductase activity. NCBI's taxonomy places the organism in Eukaryota, Fungi, Basidiomycota, Agaricomycetes, Hymenochaetales, Hymenochaetaceae.
AUGGCGAAGCAAUCUGUACUACUCAUUGGUGCAACAGGCCAAACAGGCUCAUCCGUCCUCGAUGGCCUUCUUGAGAGCGGCAACUUCACGGUCAUCGCUGGGGUGCGCCCAUCAUCAGCCUCCAAGCCUGAAGUGCAGGCGCUCAAAGCUCGUGGGGUCGAAAUCCGCAUUCUGGAUAUAGCAAACUGGACUGUCGACCAGAUCAUCGAGCCAUUGAAGGGUAUCGAUAUAGUCAUCUCGACCAUUUCCUUCGAAGAUAUCCAGCACCAGAAGCGCCUUGCAGAUGCAUGCAAGAGGAUUGGUGUCAAGAGGCUGGUUCCAAAUGACUGGGGUACUUCCUGUGUCCGCGGUCUUAGGCAAUUGCACGACGAGAAACUUGCGAUUCACGACUACAUCAAAGAGAUUGGUCUCGGCUACACAUUCAUUGACGUUGGUUGGUGGUUAAUUACACUACCUUAUGCGGAUCCUUCGAAGAACCCUGGAUUCGCAGAAUUUCUCAAGCCAUUUUAUGGCACAGGCAAUGUCAAGUGUGCCGUAACAGAUCGUCGCGAUAUCGGCAAAUUCGUCGCACGUAUUCUCGCAGAUGAGCGCACUCAGAACCGAUACGUCUUCUGCUGGACCGAAGAAGUAACACAAACCGAGGCACUCGACCUCGCUGAACGUAUUGCAGGACGUAAAUUGGAGACUGUCAAUGUAAGCACAGAACAACUGGCCGAAAGGAUCCAGAAAGCCCAGGGAGGGCUUGAGAAACAUGGUUCGGAAUACGCGUACAGUAUUUGGAUCCGCGGGGACAACACAGUGGAGAAUGCGAAGAAAGAAGAAUACGGCAGUGGUCUUGAUGCAAGAGAACUCUAUCCAGAGCUGGGCAAAGAGCUUAGAUCGUUGGAAGCUUGGGCCAGAGAGUUCUAUUCAUCUUGA